UAUAUUUUCUGUAACAAUCUCUCUCUCUCUCCCUCUCCCUCUCCCUCUCUCCCUCUGUGUAAAGACAAAACCAGGGGAAGUAUCUCCUCCCUCCGUUUACCUUCCAUCUUUCCCUUGAAAAUACGCAGCUCUCUAUCUAUCCCCUUUCCUCUCCGUUAAUUCCCUCCCCAAUAAGAUAAAAGAGGAGGGUAAAUGUCUUCGGUUAGUUCAGAUCCGUUCCUAAGAAUCCACCCGCCACCAAUUGAUCACUUCGACCGUCUGCCUGACUCUCUUCUUCUCCUAAUCUUCAACAACAUCGGCGACGUUAAAGCUCUCGGCCGCUGUUGCGUUGUCUCCCGUCGUUUCCAUUCCCUCGUCCCUCAAGUCGAAAACGUCGACGUCCGUGUCGAUUGCGUCAUCUCCGACGACGAUUGUUCCCCGUCUUCUUCCUGCUAUAAAUCACGUGCCGCCGGUGCUUUCUCAAACCUCUUCCGUGUCGUUUUUGGAGGCAUUGUUAAACCCCUUCAAGCAUUGGGUCAAUUCCUCGGCCCUAAACGGUCCAUUCUCAACGAAACCCUUAAAAGCCAUUCUUCUUCCUCUCUAUCCGUUGUUCCCGGAGGUGAUGAUGACGGGGAAAUGGAAGAAGGUGGGGUUACGCACCAUUCCCCUACACAAGUACUUAAGAAUUUCAACGAGAUUCGUUUCCUCCGAAUCGAAUUGCCCGGCGGCGAGUUAGGGGUUGAUGACGGUGUUCUUUUGAGAUGGAGAGCGGAUUUUGGAUCAAUCCUUGAUAACUGCGUCAUCCUAGGAGCUGCCUCCGUUAAUAACAACGUGCAUUUGCAAGUAUCGGAAUUUGGCAAUAUUGGAAUCGGUGAUGAUAAUGGGAGUAUUCCUGAAUCCUUUUAUACUAAUGGAGGCUUGAAAUUAAGGGUUGUUUGGACGAUUAGUUCGUUAAUCGCAGCAUCCGCAAGGCAUUAUUUGCUUCAACCGAUAAUUGCGGAGCAUAAGACCCUAGAUAGAUUGGUUUUAACCGAUGCUGAUGGACAAGGGGUGCUUCGUAUGAACAGGGAUCAGCUUGAGGAGUUGAGGGUGAAGCCAUUAUCUGCUUCCCCCGCAUCGAAAAGGACGCAGGUUCCGGCAUUGAAUAUGAGGCUCUGGUAUGCUCCUCAUUUGGAAUUGCCUAACGGGGUUGUUUUAGAAGGUGCUACUUUGGUUGCUAUUAGGCCUAGUGAACAAUCUGCUUCGAUAAAAGAGGUCUCAGAUGCUUCUUGGUUAUCGACUGCUUUUGAAGAGCCUUAUGGGACGGCGGCAAAUAUGUUGAACAAGAGAAGGACAUACUGCUUGGAGAUGAACUCCUUUUGAUUCCUGUUUCCUCACUUGCAGUGGGCGAGCAGUUCAUUUUGCAUUUUUCAUGGAGAGCAGUCAAGCACUAUGGUCAAGGGUAAGAAGGGGUGGCCUGCUUUCGUAAAGCUGAUGAUCAAGCAACAAAUUUGUUUUGUGUAGUAGCUUAAUCUCGGUGCUGUGUCCUUUGAAAGCAAAACCUAGCUCGGGACUGCCAUUGAAAGCAAUCAAUUAAUGUAGGUAAGAACAAUGCACUGCAAGCUAUUCGGCUUUUGAGCUUCAACUGAUAUCCAAAUGCACCUGCUGGUUGUUUUCAUUUCUGGCAUAUGCUUGUAAGAGUGCACACACCUGUGACUAGAUUGAUGUUGUAAGAACUUUGAAUUUGCAGUCCUUUAACUAUAAUCCCUCUUAUAUGUGAAUAUUGUAGGUACGAAGAUGUCAUCCUU
Hibiscus syriacus is the source of this 1766-nucleotide messenger RNA. Its product is annotated as F-box protein At5g46170-like. The coding region runs from base 193 to 1341 and encodes 382 amino acids. Lineage: Eukaryota; Viridiplantae; Streptophyta; Magnoliopsida; Malvales; Malvaceae. Gene Ontology annotation, molecular function: protein binding. The record is from RefSeq and is a predicted model, not a curated record. The transcript is spliced from 2 exons.